UUUUCUUAUUGGCAAGGAGAAUCAAUAACGGGCUUCAGUGAUGGGCCGCUUGAAAGCUCGUAUUCGCCUUAAUAAAUCGAUCGCGCAAAGCUCAAAUACAAUCUGGUCUUCUAAACGCCAAAGUUUUGUCGUCCGUCUUGUUGGUCCCUUCUUUAGGCAACUGUUUGUUUAGUGUUUUUUUCUUUUUUUCAUGUUCUAAAUUGUUAAUUUAAAGAGAUGGGUUUGAAGCAAGCUAUAAAGAGUCUCGAUGCCUUUCCUCGUGCGGAGGAGCAUUUGUUGCAGAAAACCCAAUCUGGGGCACUUGUCUCGAUCAUUGGUCUAAUCAUAAUGGCCUCAUUAUUCCUGCACGAGCUAAGAUAUUAUGUUACAACAUAUACUGUUCAUCAGAUGUCUGUAGACUUGAAACGUGGAGAGACACUUCCAAUUCACAUAAACAUGACAUUUCCUUCUUUACCUUGUGAUGUCUUAAGUGUUGAUGCUAUUGAUAUGUCCGGAAAGCAUGAAGUUGAUCUCGAUACAAACAUAUGGAAACUUCGCUUGAACAGAUAUGGCCACAUCAUUGGCACUGAAUAUUUGUCUGAUCUGGUGGAACAGGAACAUGCUCACAAGCAUGAUGAUAAAGAUGAGGAUUCUGAUGAGAAACUUCAUUCACUUGGCUUUGAUCAAGCUUCUGAAAAAUUGAUCAAGAAAGUGAAGCAAGCAUUGGAAAAUGAUGAAGGAUGUCGGGUUUAUGGAGUUCUGGAUGUUCAAAGGGUUGCUGGAAACUUCCAUCUAUCAGUUCAUGGGUUAAACAUUUAUGUAGCUCAAAUGAUAUUUGGGGGAGCUACACAUGUAAAUGUGAGUCAUACCAUCCAUGAUCUAUCGUUUGGGCCAGAAUAUCCAGGAAUUCACAAUCCAUUAGAUGGGACAGUGCGGUUGCUGCAUGAUACAAGUGGAACAUUCAAGUAUUACAUAAAGAUUGUUCCCACUGAAUACAGAUAUAUAUCGAAAGAAGUUUUGCCAACAAAUCAGUUCUCUGUAACAGAAUAUUUCUCUCCAAUGGAUGAGUUUGAUAGGACAUGGCCAGCUGUUUACUUCCUGUAUGACCUUUCACCUAUAACUGUGACAAUCAAAGAAGAACGACGCAGUUUUCUCCAUUUCAUUACUCGGCUUUGUGCAGUAUUAGGUGGCACAUUUGCUUUGACAGGGAUGUUAGAUCGUUGGAUGUAUAGGUUACUGGAGGCUUUGACUAAUAAACGGAAAGUUAGAAAUGCACUCAGAUAGAUUCGGAACCUUUUUAUAUAUGGUAACUCACAUGGAUGAGCAUCUCCAACAAAUUUAAUUUAGAAGUAAGAUUGCAGAUUGAAUUCCCCAGUUUCCAGCAUGCGGCUUUCAGGGGCCAAGAGUGCAGCCAGCCGGAGUCAGCAUAUUAUUUCCUUGUUAUUUUUAUUUGCUCGACAUUUCUUAACUGAUGUGUUCUAUUUAAUCAUCUUCUCUAAUACUUUCCAGGGUGGAAACAUAUAUAUAAAAUUGUAAUACGAUACUAUGCAUCUGAGGAUUACUGAGAUCUAAACUUUUGGAUUGAUGAUAGUAGAUUGUUUGCCUAGGGACCUAUUAUAUUGUAUUGAGUUUGGGACAAAUAAAUUUUUCCCGGUUAAAAACA
Molecule: messenger RNA, 1642 nt
Organism: Mangifera indica (mango)
Lineage: Eukaryota; Viridiplantae; Streptophyta; Magnoliopsida; Sapindales; Anacardiaceae
Product: endoplasmic reticulum-Golgi intermediate compartment protein 3
Exons: 12
Coding region: 217-1263 (348 amino acids)
Cellular component (GO): COPII-coated ER to Golgi transport vesicle; endoplasmic reticulum
Source: RefSeq, a predicted model, not a curated record